Mesorhabditis belari is the source of this 204-nucleotide messenger RNA. The record is from the annotation of a GenBank genome assembly. NCBI's taxonomy places the organism in Eukaryota, Metazoa, Nematoda, Chromadorea, Rhabditida, Rhabditidae.
AUGACGACUCAACGACAAAGCAGCCUUUUGAAGUUUUUCGCGGCGCCGGGACAAAAAUUGGCUGAGGAAAACGCGGUCGAGACUAGACCCCACGCGGUCAACCCACCAACUCCAAAAGCAAGAUCAAAAAAGCUGGAGAUUUUGAUCUCUAAAGACGCAUUUUCGUUGAAAAGAGAGCAGCGAAAGGUUGACGAGACGAAAGAA